UGCGUCCCACACUUCCUCCCCGCGCCCUCCUCCUCCUCCUCCUUUCAUCCCCCUCCUCCGUGCGCCCGCCCCGCCACCCCGUGACGCGCCGCGCUCGGAGUCUCCGCUCUCUCGCCCGGACCCCGGCUGCGUCUCCCGGGCCAGACCGACCCAACAUGCGCGCACUGCCACUGCGACCAUGGGCGCUGGCCGGGCGCUGAGCGCGCUGCUGCCGCCGCUGCUGCUGCUUGUCGCCCGCCUCCUGCAGCUGCACCCAGCCCGCGCUCAAGAUGCCGCGUGCUGCUACCAGGCUCGGGAAAACCCCAUCUGCCGGGAGGUGUGCGAGCAGCUCACGUCCACCAAGAGCGAGUCCAGGAUGAAGCAUCUGCUGCACAAGCUGCCCAGUUACUGCUCCGACGGCAUGCUUGAAUUCUGGGACUGCGUCAACUCCACGCUCCCAGGUGGGCAGAAGAGCGCGGACAGCUGGGUGGGGCUGAGCUGCUGUGCGCUGGCCAUCGGCACCGACUGCCGCAAGGCCUGCCGGCAGAGCGCCUCGCGGAGUGCGGUGACCGCGGAGUGCCGCCAGGAAUACGAGGCCGCGAUGUUCAACUGCAUCAACCGCUAUGAAAUGGGCUCGCUGUGCUGCGGCCACGCCGGGCGGCACACCAACUGCCGCGAGUUCUGCACGGCCGUGUUCCGCUCGGACGCGCCGCCCACCCCGGGGCAGAUCCGCUCCGUCGAGAGCUACUGCGCCACCGUGAGCGUGGCCGUCGUGGACUGCGUCGACAACUACACGCGGUCCUACCCCUCGCGCAACCCCGUCGACAGCCUGCACUGUUGCGAGCGAGCGGGCGACGCGGCGUGCGAGGCGUCGUGCCGCAGCGUCCUGCACACCAUGGCCUCGGAGCAGGAAAUGGUGGAGGGCCUCAUCGCCGGCUGCGGCCGCCAGCCGCUGCCGCAGGACCCGCUGUGGCAGUGCUUCCUGGAGGGCGCCCACGUGGAGCCCGGGGCCGGCGCGGGGCCCGGCGGGUCGCGCCGUGCCGGGGGCGCCGUCUCGGACGUGGGGUCGUCUCCCACGGGGCUCGACGGCGCCAAGCUGCAGUGUUGCUCGCGCGCCACUUCCCCCCUGUGCAGAGAGCUGUGCGUCGGGCUGUUCAGCACGAGCUGGGGCAGCGCCCAACGCUGGCAGGAGUUUGAGCGCGAGUGCGAGUACCGGGAGCAGGAGGCGCCCAUGAAGGGCUGCCUGGCCGACGUGCACGAGCCGUGCCAACUCGGCUGCAAGGACCUCUCCUACUGCACCAACUUCAAUAACAGGCCCACGGAGCUGUUCCGCAGCUGCAACGCGCAAGCGGACCAGGGCGCGCUCAACGACAUGCGCCUGUGGGAGCACGGCGCAAUCAGCAUGCCCUUCCUGAGCAUCCCCGUGCGGGAUGUGCGCCGCUGCCGGCCCGAGGCGUGGAAGGCGAUCGCGUGCGUGCUGCAGGUCAAGCCGUGCCACGGCGCCACGCCCAGCCCCAUCAUCUGCAGGUCGGACUGCGUGGACAUCCUGCAGCAGUGCGGGGAUAGCAGCCGCUUCUCCGAGGGCCAGACGGCGGAGGGGAUCUGCGAGGCGCUGUCCCCCUCCGACGACGCGGACGCGUGCAUCCCGCUCUCCCGCUACCUCGGAGUUGGCGGCUCAGGGACUGAUGGUUCGGGGCCGCCCAGGGAUGGGGACAACAAUGAGCUCGGUGGCUCCGACGAGGUGGUCCAUCCGUGCAACCCCAGCCCCUGCCCCGGCAAUCAGCUGUGCGAGGUCAACCGGCGGGGCUGCUCCCCCGGGGUCGACUGCCUGCCCUACGUGUGUGCACCCGGCUGCAAGCUGGGCGAGGCGUCCGACUUCCUGGUGCGUCGCGGCAGCGUGGCGCGCGUGCCCGUGGCAUCGGGCGAGGCCGGCUGCUACCGGCUGUGCGAGUGCGGGGAGGGCGGGCGUCUCGAGAACUGCAAGGAGAUGCCGUGCAUCGACAGCCAGCGCUCCUGCAUCGUGGGCGGCAAGCGCGAGGCCCACGGCAGCCACUUCCACGUGGACUGCAACGUGUGCGCAUGCUACGCGGGGCGGCUCACCUGCUCGCAGCGGCAGUGCUUUGGCGUGGCGAGCAGCGAGGAGGACCGGCGGCGCUACACGGGCCUGCCGUGUCACUGCGUCGACCAGUUCGUCCCCGUGUGCGCGGCGACGGGCCGCACGUUCCCCAGCGCGUGCGUGGCGCGCUGCGCGGGCCUGGUCGACAGCCAGUUCGAGUACGGGACCUGCGCCUCCCGUGACCCCUGCCUGGGCAACCCCUGCGGCUCCCGACAAAGGUGCAUCCCGAGGCGGCGCGUCUGCUUGACCUCCCUGGAGCCGUUUGGCUGCAAGCAGUUUGAGUGCCUGCACGGGCAGCUGGCAUGCGAGGCCGCCUCAUCGGAGUCGGCGUGCGACACCGCCGACCCGGAGCACCCGUUGCUGUGCUCGCUGUACGGACGCGGGAAGACGCUGCCCUACGUCGGGCCCUGCCAGAGGGCGUGCAGGCUGCCCGGCCAGUCGGUGUGCGGGCACGACGGGGAGACGUACGCCAGCGUGUGCGCCGCCCACUCGGCUCGCGUGGCCGUCGACUACGUGGGGCCCUGUCGAGCCGUGGGGCUCCUCCCACGGCACGGCGCCGCCACUCCCGAGUGCGACCCCGUGACCUGCCCACCGCUUCCCGUCGCCGGCUGCCAGCCCGUCACCCCGCCAGGUGCUUGCUGCCCGCUGUGUGCCGGCAUGCUGAGGAUCCUGUGGAGCAUGGAGCAGCUGGACAUGCUGGCAAGGGUGUCAGGAAGGGGCGCCAUCAGUCAGCAGGACGUCGUCCCUGCCCUGCGCAGCCACGUCUCGGUGCCGCAGUGCGAUGCCUUUGGCUUCCUGAGCAUCGAGAACGACCUCGUGCUGCUGGUGCUGCCCGUCGACCAGCAGCCCACUGCGCUGCAGAUCGAGGCGUGCAGCAAGGAGGCGGAGAAGAUCGGAGCGCUCGUCAACUCGGGCAGCCCCGUGCUCGUGUCGCACACGCCGCUCUCGGCGCUCCUCGCCGCCCAGGUCCUCGUCUCCACGGGCUGCCCCUCCGCCGCUCCUCCGCGCACGCUCCCCCCGGGCCGGCCCACCCUCCUGCUGGCCGCCCUGCUGCUGGCGGCGGCGCUCCGGCUCGUCGCACCGCCGUGAGAGCGCGGGGAACCCGGGGCCGCGAAGGGAGCGACGUGGGAGCGGAGGGAGCGGUGUGGGAGCGGAGGGAGCGGGAACCGCGAAGCACUGUUACUCGGUCUCAGGGAGUUGUGCACGGUGGG
Molecule: messenger RNA, 3306 nt
Organism: Lethenteron reissneri (Far Eastern brook lamprey)
Lineage: Eukaryota; Metazoa; Chordata; Hyperoartia; Petromyzontiformes; Petromyzontidae
Product: reversion-inducing cysteine-rich protein with Kazal motifs-like
Biological process (GO): blood vessel maturation; sprouting angiogenesis; extracellular matrix organization
Cellular component (GO): plasma membrane
Molecular function (GO): protein binding; metalloendopeptidase inhibitor activity
Source: RefSeq, a predicted model, not a curated record